Messenger RNA from Closterium sp. NIES-67, 2320 nucleotides. NCBI's taxonomy places the organism in Eukaryota, Viridiplantae, Streptophyta, Zygnematophyceae, Desmidiales, Closteriaceae. The record is from the annotation of a GenBank genome assembly.
UGUUUUCCUUCAAGGUCACUUGUUCCAUCGAUUAGUCAAGCCGCAUAAACGCCUGUAGGAGUCGACUUGUUCGAGCUCGUCGGAAGAGUUCAACUAUGUUCCGCAAUGCAGUAUUCCCCGCGUUUCAGUCUGCCGCAUCGCGAGUCCGGCCGUUCACCCGUCAGAUCGCGCUGGCCGUCGCGUUCCUGUUCGUCGGGGUGCUCUUCUCCUCCACCCGCCGCGCCGACCUCGCCAGCAGCUUUCCUUUCUCCAAAUGGCUUCCUUUCACGGGUGCGGCUAUAACGGGGCCGAAGAUCCCUGUGACGAUCGUCAACGACACACUCGGCGGCUUCGCGGUGUGUCUGGACGGCUCACCGCCCGCAUUCAACUUCCAGGCAGGGAGAGGCGAUGGAGCGAGCAAGUGGGUCAUCUUCCUACAGGCUUGGUGGGCAGCAGCUGAGUUCUUUGUCAAGCUGUUGAAACUGCCUUACCUUGUGAUGCGGUCGACUGACUCCUCGGCCAAGGGGAUGAUGGGGCAGAUUUAUGAGCUCAUGCUCAAACUCACUGUGGACGUGACUGAUCUGUUGAAGAAGGAAGACUUGCAGCUGACGCCGGAGGAUAAGGAGGGGAUUGGGGAGAUCAUCCAGCAUCGGUGGGACGUCAGCAUGGCUUGCCCACUGCAUGCUGUUGGCCGGAUCCUCAACCCGGCCAACCAGGUUGCUAAGAUCUUUGGCCCCGACAAGGAGUGCACCGACCUGUUUAAGGAGUUCAUUGGCCGAUACAGCAGCACCAUCACCAUCGAUCGUAAGGAGGCAAAGGAGAAGAGUGCGGUAGUGGUACUGCAGGAGGGAGGCGGUGCCUGGUGCUACUCUGUCGAUAACUGCUACAGUCGCUCGCUGACCAGCCUUGGCUCGUCCAGGAAGAUGCGGCCGUUAGAGUUCAUUGGCAUUCUUUCGCCUGAACCGCGGAUCAACCCCGAGUUCUUCACUUGGAACCGUGUGUUGGUGCGCUACUGUGACGGCGCUUCGUUCUCAGGAAACGUAGACUCUCCCAUACAAGUGCCGGGUCGCAAUGGCACAUUCCUCUUUUUUAGAGGAAGCCACAUCGUGCCUGCUGUUCUGAACCAUCUGCUGCAGCAUCACAACUUGCGGGCGGCAUCGCAUGUCCUGUUUGGGGGGGGCUCAGCUGGCGCUCUGGCAGCCUUUCUGCAUUGUGAUUGGUUCGCCAAGACACUGCUGCAAGAGUCUCAGCCAACCAUAUUCCCUUCGUCCUCUGCUUCUGCUCCUGCUGCUGCUCCUCCUGCUGCUGCUCCUCCUGCUGCUGCUUCUUCUGCUGUUGCUGCUGCGCCCUCCCCAUCCUCCUCCUCAUUCUCCUCUGCCCCUACCUCCGCCUCUUCCUCCUCCUCGUCGCCCCCUGUGGUGAAGUGCAUGGGGGAUGCCGGCAUGUUCCUGGACGCCAAGGACAUGGGAGGGCACUAUCAGUUAAGGGAGCGCUUUUCGGCUUUGGUCAGGUUACAGAACGUGUCGGUGCAUGAGGGCUGCCUGGAGCGGCUCCCGAACCAGACAGCAGAGAGAUGGAAGUGUUUUUUUCCAGAGAACUACCUGCCUCUGCUGCAGACUCCUCUCUUCAUUGGCAACACCCUCUACGACUGCUGGCAGAUUAACAAUUCUUUUGCUGUGGAUGCAUCAUUUCAUUCCAAGGACUGGGACCUGUGCCGGCGAUCACUGAGAGAGUGCCCCUCUACCCUGCUUGAAAAAUUCCAUACUUACCGAGCCGAAAUGCUGACGAAGCUACAGCCUCUCAUGCAGGCUCGGGUCUUGGCUUUGGUGCCGAGCCUGCAGCAGGCAGGGCAGGAGCGAGGCUUGGAGCAGGGAAGGCAAGAGUCAGGCAGUGGCAGCAAAGGGAUAGAGGGGGGUUUACAAGGCGUGGGAGGUGUACGAGGAGAGGAGGAGACACAAGGAGGGCUGGUUGCUGAGCAGCGAUGUCCGCACGGUUUCUUCCUUACCUCGUGCCACACGCACACCACGGCGCUCUACGAGUCAUGGCAUGGAGCACGAGGUCCAACCCUGUCAAACCAAUCCAUGGCUCAGGCUGUUGCAAACUGGUUCCUUGAGCGCCAAGAAGUGAGGCUUGUGGACGAAAUCUUUGGCCGCAACCCGACCUGCCCUUCCAGCUGUUGAGAUACCGUAAAUGCCCGGAGAUGUGACUCUGGCACACCAUAAUGGUCUGAUUGUACGAUAAGGAAUUUACUUCAGCGGAUUUCUGAAAGCUAUCACAAGAAAAGGUUCACUAGAGAGGAGAGACACAAUGGCAUAUCUCAGUUGUAUCCAAUAUUGUGACA